This is a messenger RNA of Spirometra erinaceieuropaei, 435 nucleotides long. The record is from the annotation of a GenBank genome assembly. Lineage: Eukaryota; Metazoa; Platyhelminthes; Cestoda; Diphyllobothriidea; Diphyllobothriidae.
AUGGCAAUUUGCCUCACACUGGCGCUCAUCUGCCAAGUCAUUUGCCUCCCCUCGUCCGAACUUCGGACCACGAGACCGGCGGGGUUUGACCUCGAACCUGCCAUUGCGGAAAGAUUAUCACAAAAGAGCCCCGACAGCAGUAUCCGCGAUCUGAGAGAUGUCUUCGGCUUAGACGGCGACAAUGAAGACAGCGGUACUGCCUCCGCUCUGCCCGAGGUAUCAAAACGCAUCUCCCUGCAACAGAGGGGCAUGUUGCGCCGUAUUGUCUACGAAGUCUCCCACUGCAUGCGUCCCUGUCUGAAUAACGGAAUAACUCUUUUGCCGAGAAACACGGUCGACCUCUGUCGCUGCGUAUGUCAACCCGGAAAUUAUGGUCUCGCAUGUGAGUACGAGCUGACAGAGGAGGAAAAACGUUUGCAUCGCUAUUCAUAUUGA